Molecule: messenger RNA, 847 nt
Organism: Beta vulgaris subsp. vulgaris (sugar beet)
Lineage: Eukaryota; Viridiplantae; Streptophyta; Magnoliopsida; Caryophyllales; Amaranthaceae
Product: cold-regulated 413 plasma membrane protein 2-like
Exons: 5
Coding region: 281-847 (188 amino acids)
Cellular component (GO): membrane
Source: RefSeq, a predicted model, not a curated record
AGUUUAAAAUUAGACAUGGCUAAAAUGGGAGCAUUGAUGAGGGCUUUUUUGAGAUGUUGAAAGGUUGUGGUGGCUACAGGCGUCAGUCCAAAGCUAUGUGUUUUGAGUUGUUGGGUUAAGGGGUGGGCUAUGUUGGCAUAUCCUUGCAAAAACUUAGAGGCGAGUAAGGUACUGCGUUCAGCAUGAGGUGGGAACUCCCUAGACAAGGCAUCAGCCUUGUUACUGGGUCCAUGUUUGUAGUGUACAGUGAAAUCAUAACAAAUGCCAUGUAUAGUAAAAAAUGGCGUUGGCUAAUUUGAUAGAUUAUGAUAUGAAUGAACUUAAGAUCGCUUUGACAUCGCUAAUUCAUGAUGCUGCUAGACUCAGUGGUCACGGAGGAUUUGGAACUCAUUUUUUCAAAUGGCUUGCUUCAUUUGCUGCUAUUUAUUUGCUGAUCCUGGAUCGAACAAAUUGGAGAACAAACAUGCUAACAUCACUUUUAGUCCCUUACAUAUUCUUCAGCCUUCCCACAGGCAUCUUUCACCUUUUAAGGGGCGAAGUUGGUAAGUGGAUUGCUUUUAUCGCAGUUGUACUGAGGUUAUUUUUCCACCGCCAUUUCCCAGAUUGGUUUGUCAUUGUAACUGAACAGUAUCCUGAAUUACCUUUCUUCUUCUGUUUGACCUCUUCAAUUUCUGGUAUCCCGUCGCUUUGUUUACUUCCCAAUGCUUGCACUAUUUACUUUGGCGGAGUUACAACUGAAUACUCUCAAAAUGAGCUUGAUGAGCUAAGAGACUUGUGGAUCAAAUAUGUGGAUGGAUAUAAACAAGUGGAUGAAGAAUAUUCGGAAGAUAAUGACGAUUUUAAUUAG